GCCCUACAUGCAGUAUCCGCUUCAGUAUCUGCCGUAGACGUUUGCACAACGCAGGCACGCCGUCGCUCUACGCCCGCAAAAGGUCGGAGUUUCAACACCAAAAAUUACGACAAACGAACGACUUUUCUCGCCCUUCACCCAUCCUCCCCUCGGGUUCCGGGUCCGGACGAGUCGAUCACUCGGGUUCGCACGCUCGGCGUCCGAAAAUCACGGCCGGGUCUGACGCGUAAAGUUCUCAAGGACGAAUCCUUGAUGGGUUUCCGUAGGCGUUUCGGUGUUUGUUUACAAGUAACAUUAAUGGCAUCGUAGCUUACAAUCACGCAGCUAGUGGAGCAGGAGGAAAAGGGAGGGGGUGGUGGAAGGAAGAAAAACUGGUGGCAAAAAAAAACAGUUAGAAAGCAGAAAGUAAGAGAUAAGCAAACGGGAGACAGCGUAAGUGUAAGUGAUAUGCCGGUUUUUUUUUGUGGUGUGACAUACAGGCCAACCAUGGAAGCAAUGUCAACAUACUGACGGGUGAAAUAUUGGUGGAUGUUUGCACCUAGGGUUCCGGGUUUUCCUUCAAUUAGUGGACGUAACGAUUUGUAGCUGCAGCAAUUUAAGGAGCAGUCCAAAGAAGUUGAGUGUAAAAUACUCAAUCCGUUUACAAAGCUAAUUCACACCAUCAUCAUUUCACGCGAAGCCGUUUCGCCAGAUUCUUCUUCCGCAGACGCUACGUACAGCAAACACCUUCCAGAUGCCGCACGACUCUCCACUAUAAGCCAUGCGGCUGCAGGCAAGCCGACUAUCAUCCGACCUUCAUCGAUACAUUGCGCCGCAACGGAUCGGAUCAUCCACGUGUACGACUUGCACGAUGACGGGGCCAGAUCAAUACGUUUGCACAGGGACGCUACUAAUGCGACGACGUUACAGGAGAGUGUGUGUGUGUCUGUGUGGGUAAGAAUCCAUUGAAAGGACACUUCAACUUUGCUUUUCCAAGAAUGUGGCAAGGAAAAAGCUAAUGCACGUGAACAGGAAAUAAAAGGCUCUCAUCCGUCCCUGCAAACUUCACAAGCCAACCAAAGACUCAACCAGAGAAUUCGUACUAAGCAGUAUAAAGAAGCGAAGGCAUAAGGCAUGGCAAUCGAGAGGGAUGGUACAGACAUCCUUGAGGAUUCAUCAGACGUGAAGAUUAAUCGGCACUCGCUGCGGACGGACCGAGCAGCGAUGAUAAGGACCGACGAUACAGAAGCAGCGCAUCUGUAUCCGCUCCGUCUACGCUCCUAAGAAAGCUGGGUUCCGCAACGCCGGUGUUCAGCAUCGUCCUGCACGCAGAAUAGCACACCAUUGACCCUUCGAAGAGGCGACGGGCUAAUUAUAACGGUAAUUAAUUCCACUGUUCAUCAGGCCUCUCGCAAUGACGCAGUGCUCUUCCGAUUCGGGAACGGCUUCAAUAUCCACGGGGCUUCGCACGUUCCUAUUUGGCACGCAUUGAGAUGAGAUGUGAACACACUUCCCGAUCGAAGACACAUGAAUGCACAUGAAUGCACAAAAUACGCUCAAUUCAACGUGGGUAAUUCGGUCUCACGUACUUCUGCUUUAACCACUCGAAGACGACUGUAAAUACUGUUCCAUGGCUCCUGGGUACUGGCACAUCUCACUGGCUCAAACAUGGACCCGUUGGGAGGCUGUCGAAAUUAUCAAUUGCUAUCCGUGCUGGCUCAGCGCAUCUGCUCCCUUGUCGUGUGUUUGAUCAAACAUGUGCGGCAAGAGAACAUAGCGGUGCAGACUGUUUUGCGCCAAGCGCUGCUUCCCAUGCACCGUGCGUUGACGGAGUUUUUGUUCGGCCAGGCGCAUUCGUCCCAGCACUUCAGUCCACUUCAGCUGCGUGAUUCUACACAUUCGCUUCUCUCCUUACCGUCGAUGCCUCUCUAUCCCAACCAACCGUCCCUUCACCAGCCAACCCUUGAACGUUUCCCAUCGUUCCGCGGCAACAUCACGCCACCGGAAGGCUCCAUCACUCCACCGCGCGGCAGUACACCACCUUCCUGGCUCGGCGGCACACCGAUCGGUUUCACCUCAACGCCACUUCGCACGCCAACGGUGCGUCCCCAGCCGGAACCGUUUGCGCUCAUCAAUCAGCUGCUGACAGCGAUACGCACCUCGAAUGAGGGCAAUUUGUCAAACGUCACCGAACAGUACGCCAGCGAUCCCGUUUUCCGCGAGCGGGCCCUCCGCGAGCUGGAUGAGCUACGAUCGUGCAUUGCACCGCAACUGGGAGGCGCGUGCAAUGGGGCAGGGCAGGCAGUGCGUGCCCUGCUGGACCGGGUAGAGCAGGCGGAAAUAACGCUCUCGAUGCUUAUCAACAAUUUAGAGCAAUUGCAAAAUCAUUGAAGACUGUUUGAAGCAUACGCGAAGGAAAAAGAAUAAAACUUUGUGGAUUUUAAUUGAAGUCUUAAAAUUAAAUGAGUCAUUCAAUAAAUUAUGCAUAAUACAAACAAGUUUUCGAACGAACAAACGAACUGUGUAACGGUUAAUUUCAAACUGAAUACUUGCCCUCUGGUGGUUGUUCCGCUAAGUACAUCGAAAUAAUGCAUAAGUUACACUAGCGAAACAUAGAUGGCGCUACCGUUUGGAGAUGAAGUAUCAUUGUGAGAAUAUUUAGUUUUUAAGCAAGGACAGAAACUUUUUUUCAUAAAAGAUUUAAAUAAUUUACAACACAUGCACACAUUAACAAAUUAUUAUUAUAACAAAUCAUUACAUUUUUAUUUUUUAUUUAACAAAUCUUCUAAAUUUCGAAUAAACUGUUCCGUCCAUUUAGAAGUCGCAUCACAGCGGGACGUACCUUCUCUCAACAUGAUUCCCAUGUGCGUCAUUUGUAACCUCAUAAAAGUGUAAUUGAUUCCCUUUUCGCCAAAAACGAGCCUGUCUGCAUGUAAUCGGUUAUUCCGUCACCAGCCUGACACUUUCUUUUCCAUCGAAACCAACGGCCUAGGCGACAAAUCUGCCCCGGAUCGGUACUGGAAAAGCGUCAGCUUGUGCGUGUUUGGUAAAUACUUCUAAAUUGUUUGGGAACUUUCCAUUGAACCUUUUGACACACCCGUUGCCCACACCACCAGGUAGCUGUUAUUUCGUACGGAGUUUGGUUCGAGCUUCACGCCUUAUUAUGUAUCGAUACCAAACGCCUCGACUGUUAAAAUCAAAUAACGACUACCAACGGAAGUUCGUUUAAAUGAGCAAAGUUAUUAAACGCAUCGGUAGUGCAAUUUUGAGUAGCUUGCGUUCCUUUUGCAGUACAAAGACAGGCGUUAUGGGAACUUGGUUGUAAAAUGCUGCUGAGAAGGGUGUUUCGUGACGGGAUGUAUGGACAGGCAGGAAUGUGUUUAAUUAGAUGAAGCAUUUACACAUUUAACACAUCCACAAUAGCGGUUGACAGGUUGGCGGCGUAAAUCAAUCGGGCUUAAGUUGACCACGAAAGCUGUUUCGAAUAUUUAGGGAGCUUUUUUAAAGUUCUAUCAGCACACAAUCUACUAAAUUGUGUUGCAAUAGAGAAUAGGGUAAAUGUACCAAUAGUGGUGCAAUUUGUAGUGGUACCGAUGUGUUUUAAUGGAUUUAAAGUGUGAGGAAGGAUAAUUUCUGAAUAUUUUAACACAUAGCAAUUGGAAUAUGUUUUAUCUACGCAAUCACAACCAUUUUUAUCAUGAAAUACAUCAAAUUUACGAAAAAAUA
Molecule: messenger RNA, 3705 nt
Organism: Anopheles gambiae (African malaria mosquito)
Lineage: Eukaryota; Metazoa; Arthropoda; Insecta; Diptera; Culicidae
Exons: 7
Coding region: 1648-2370 (240 amino acids)
Source: RefSeq, a predicted model, not a curated record